Molecule: messenger RNA, 4769 nt
Organism: Daphnia pulex (common water flea)
Lineage: Eukaryota; Metazoa; Arthropoda; Branchiopoda; Diplostraca; Daphniidae
Product: calcium-activated chloride channel regulator 1-like
Exons: 10
Coding region: 233-4588 (1451 amino acids)
Source: RefSeq, a predicted model, not a curated record
AGUGUCUGCCUGUCGGUUGCCCCAGAAGGACGUGUCUGUGCGUGUCCGUUUUUUUAAAAAAAACUUUGUUACUAUUUUUUAAUUCAGUGAACAUUUACCAACAACCAAAUGUUUAAAUCAUGAAACGUCCCACGGAUUACACGAGAAAAUUUUUGUGAAUUUUUUAUUCAACAUUUUCCGAGAAAUAAAAAAUUUUAACUUUUACAAAGAAAAUUCGAUUUUUCUGGAGAAAAUGGUGGUCGUGAAAUUAUUUGUGAUUGUUUUAGUGUUGUUGUUCCGGUUGUCUGUCGUCGAUUCGGAUGCUUCUUCUUCGUCAGUGAUUCAGCGAUUAAUUGUCCGGCUAGAAGAUCCGUCAUCUCAUCCGUCAUCCGACAAUUGCACAUUAUUCAAACAAAUUGAGAACGUGCUGACGGCGACGUCUGAGCAGCUGCACAAUGUGACGAGGGGCCGGUUGCAGUGGGACAAGGUGACGAUUUUGGUGUCCAAGUCGCUGGCCCAGGAUUGCUUCCGGCUCACCAGGCACCAGCAGAGGCUGCAGGUCAUCAAGAAUAAAAGGAUGAACGCCCAGAUGGACGCCGCUCAAACGGCCGACGUUCUCAUCCACUCGAAAUCUCAUCCGCUCAUCGCCGAUCUGCCCCAUGCCAAACAAUUUGGCGGAUGCGGACAGCAAGGGCUCGGCGUCCACCUCAGCCGCCAAUUCAUCCGCACCUUUAACCCAGAAAAUUCUUUCAUUUCCGGCCGCCAAGUGUUGCGAGAGUGGGUGAAACAUCGUUACGGCGUGUUUGACGAAACCGGUUUCGAAUCGGACCGCCAGUAUCCGCUGUGGACAUCGGAAUACGGUUCGCAUCCGCCCAACUUUUCUUCUUCUUCCACCACUUCGUCGGCAUCGGCAUCUUCGUCUCAGUUACAGGAGAAUUCUUGCACGACGUUUGGCAACAACAAUAGCAGCACCACCACCACCAGUUCAUCCAACGAAACAGGAGAGUCUGUUUGGCCAACACUGGGAAUAGAAGAAGAAGGAGAAGAUGGACAAUCACAGCGGAACGGGACUGGCCUUUUAGACACGGCGUCGUCCAAUUCGACUCGACAGUCGAUCGAAUCGAAGAUGGUGAAAGCGUCGCCGACAACUUCGAUCAUGGCGUCUCUCGACGCGGAUGAUUGGUGCGAUGGAUCGAACCAUAUCCGCUGGAUGCCCACCAAGCAGAACGUGCUGUGCGAGGAGCAAAGUCUCUGGCAGGUUAUGGAGACCCACCCAGACUUCAGACGGGUACCUCUUCCGGCGACCACUACGACGGAAUCUUCAUCGACGGAUGUGCUGGAAGAAGAAGAGAAAUCUUCUCCUGUCAACUGGAUGCCUUCCACUAAAGCGACGCCUUUUUUCCCGCCGGAAUUUGAAUACGUUUUGCCGUCAAACGGCCACCGUUACGUCUUGGUUCUCGAUCGAACUCUCUCGGGUCGACGAUGGAGUUUGAUCCGUCGUGCGCUGUACCGUUGGAUUCACGCCCUGCCAUCGACCGACGACCGUGAAACUCACCUGAGCGUCAUCGCUUCAUCUCCAUCCGUCGGCGGAAGCGUCGAUUCAUCCGCCAGCAACAAGAAGAAUCUGGUCGUCCUUGGAUGGACCAAGGUGACGGCGGAUAAUCGUGACGGCCUGGUCGGCCGCAUCCCGCGACGAUCUCAUCUCUCAUCAUCAUCUCAACAACAACAACAGCAACAACAGCAACAACAUCAUCUCGUGUCGGCCAUCCAGCUGGCUCAUCAGAUGUUGGCGGAUGAAAAGGAAGCGACUUGUUGCGGGGGCCAGCUGAUCCUCUUGACUGGCACUCGAGUCGAAAUGGACCUGAUGAUGGACGAGGACCGAUCGCAGGACGUGACGGUCCACACGAUCGCCUUCCCCAGCCGGCGGACGACGUUGAUCGAUUUGGGCAGCCGAGUCGUUAACGGACUCCAAUUAGCCGUCGAUGAUGAUGACGACGAAGAAGAAAUCGAUCAAGAUGAACCCAAAGGACAUGGGGGUCUCUCCCAAUCGCUGACACAGGCCCGUCUGGCCGCCGCUUUCCUACAAAUUCUUCGCUACGACCAGGCAGAUACGCCGACCCAGGUUUACGAAGAAACGGUGACGUCGAGUAGCCAAGUCCAGGCUGUCCAGGGAACUUUCACGCUGGACGCUCCCCUGGGCUCCAACGUCCGCGUGGUGGCCCACUGCGCCGACGAGGCCGACCUGGACACGGUCGAAGUUGUCAGCCCCAACGGACGCGUCUACGAUCUCCCGCUCGUCUCUGACGGGAUGCUCCACAUCCGCAUUCCGCAAACCGACGAGUUUGGCGAGUGGAGUUACCGGUUGAAAUUUGCCCAGCCGGUGACGUCAUCAUCCAAGCCCCACCAAGUGGCGGCUACUGUUGAAGUGACGGCCCAGCCGGCGACGACGACGCCGACGCAAAUUCACGAUGAGGCCAUCACGGUCCAGGCCUGGACCAACGUUGGCCGCCAACCCGUCAACGCCUCGCAGACGCCCAUUUUGCUGUACGCCGAAGUCAAGCGAGGACUCAGUCCCGUCCUAGACGCCAAAGUCACGGCCCUCGUCUACCCGCCCAGGGGCCAGGACAACAAUGGAACCACCACCAGCCAUCAUCCACCAGCUGGACCCUUUGUUGUCCAGCUCUUUGACAAGGGAACUGGAGAUCCGGAUAUUACCAGGGCGGAUGGAAUUUACUCGGCCUACUUUACACGGGCCGUCGGUGAACCUGGACACUACGCCGUGACCAUUCAAGUGACGGACAACUCGAGAAGGGCUUCCAUUCCCGUUAGGAAACUUAAUCCGCUCCAGGAAACGACGUCUUCCGCCGGAGUAGCAGCUUGUUGCGGAAGUUCCAUGCCCUACGAGCAAACCAUUCCGGUACAACCCUUCCGGCGGAUCAUCAGCGGCCCCAGCUUCGUCACGGUCGACGGCCCCAGUGAGGAUGACGAUGUUUAUCCGCCCGGAAGGAUUUCGGAUUUGCGAGUGGAGCGCAUCGUCAACGCCACCAACGAAGUCGAACUCGGAUGGACGGCCCCCGGAACGGAUUACGAUUCCGGAUCGGCCGCUUUCUACCAGAUCCGCUGCUACACGGAUCGCUCGGCCCUCAACGAUUCCAGUUCGGCCAUUUUGGUCCACUCUUCUUUGACUCCGCAACCGCUUCCAGCCGGAACGUGGCAAAAGGCCAUGGUGGCCGUUCCGUGGCCCAAUCAAAUCUUUUACUACGCCAUCGUAGCCGUGGAUUUCGCCGGAUUGAGAGGCAAAGUGUCCAACAUUGUUCCGGUUUACAUCGAGGAACCUCCUCCGCCGCCGACGACCACCACGACCAAUCCGACGCCGAUCCUUACGGCUGGCGAGCACGACAGCAACAACAUGACCCGCCCGGAAGCGGCUUCUCAGGCUCUGACGGAGCAGCAACUCUACGCCAUCGCCGGCGGAGUGGCUGGAUUCAUUCUGCUCCUGGUCAUUUUGUCCAUCGCCGCUUGCCUAUCCAGGCGGAAGCGGAGCGACGAUCGCCGCCAGGAGAAGCCCAGCAAACCUUCGUCUUCCACGUUGAAGAUCCAGGUGGAGCCGCUCAAGAUCAGCCCGACGGAUGCCCAGACUCUGCACAGUCACCACAAGGAGCAGGAAGCUGCGGCUGCCGCCAUGAAAUCCAGCGAGGAAUCCCGCCCAGUCUACAAGAUUUACGUCAACAACGCCUACAUCCAGGAGGAGGACGGCGAGCUGAAAAUCGUCACUCCGGACGGCCGGAUCAUCCAGCGGGGCUCCCCUUGGUUCUCCUCGGCCAACACUCUGCCCCGCGGGCGGAGUUUGACCAACCUGGAAGGGCUGGAAGCCGGAACAAGCGCCACGGAUCUGAACCACUGGUCGCUGCCGCGGGCCAAAACGUCUCCGCACCGGCACAAGGUCCUGACCAACGGAUCCAUCAUGCCCAACAGCGGCAGCCAGAGCGUCAUCAACAUCAACAAUCCAUCGUCGUCGGCCAAUUCCGGCGUGGGCGGUGGCGGCGGCGGCGGAUGCGGCGGAGGGGUGGCCAUCGCCGACGGGACUUCCAUCUCGUCGAAACCUUCCGUCUCGUCGGACGACACGGGCAUCGAAGUCUCUGACCACCAAACGGAUUCCAGGGACAGCGCCGACUUGCAGAUGAUCCUGCCUCCGCCCGGAUUCGGUCCCAUCCAGAACCACAACGGAUACCUUCCCAUGUACUCGAACCAACAUCUUCUUCCGCCGCUGCCUCCGUCGCCCGGCAUGUCGUCCCAGCAUCCGGACGGCCGGGUCAUGAGAGUUCCGAGCUUCCUGGACAACAACAAUUCCGGCGAUCACCACCACCACCAUCACGACAUGAGCGGCGGAUCGUUGGGCUGGCUGGGCGAAUUCCACGAUUCCAAUUUCUGCAGCCAACCGUCUAGCCGCCGGCCUUUGAUGAUCGGAGGAUCUUCUUACGGCGGCGCCGGAAGUGGAAGCGAAGACCGGACGCCUCAAAUCAGUCCGCCUCCGCCAUCGACUCCGACGUCUCAAUCUUCCGUCGUCCACCAGCCCAGGAGGAAGACGAGACACAUUUCGUUCGUUUAAGUUGUCAAAAAAUCAAAUCAUUUUAAAAUUAAAUAAGUUUUUUAUUUUAAAAAUUUUUUUCGCGUGACUGGAUGAUGAAAGGAUGUAGGAAAUGUGUACAUAGGAUGCAUCAAUUGUGAUAUACGUAUAUGACAUAAUCUGUGACUUUUGAUAAAAUAAAUUUCUACCUUUGAACAAAUGA